GAUACCCGGCAGCGCCCAUAAAUAUUUUUCCACAGUCCCCUGUUAUCCUCCUGGCUGGCGCCUAACUGAUCUUCCAAACCCAAACAAAAGCUUGUACCUCGAUAUAAAUCUUACUCUACUUCACUUUAACCCUAAGCUCAUCUUUUCCGUUCAGCUAAUAGCAAAUCGAUUUCCAAAGAAGAAGAAAGCUAGUUUAGGCAAAGUUCAACUCAUUUUGAAAUCAUGGCAAGGAAAAUGCUUAUCGAUGGAGAGCUGAAUCACUCCAAUGAAGAGGAGACCAACUAUGAUUUUGACUUGUUCGUCAUUGGAGCUGGAAGCGGUGGUGUUCGUGCUUCUAGGUUUUCGGCUAAUUAUGGGGCCAAAAAGGUUGGGAUUUGUGAGCUGCCUUAUCACCCAAUCAGCUCAGACACAGCUGGAGGAGUUGGUGGAACGUGUGUCCUCCGCGGCUGUGUUCCCAAGAAGAUUUUAGUGUAUGGAGCCACUUUUGGAGGUGAUAUUGAGGAUGCCAGGAAUUUUGGAUGGGAAAUAAAUGAAAACGUGAACUUCAACUGGAAAAAACUUUUGCACAAGAAGACUGAUGAAAUAAUGAGGUUAAAUGGAAUUUACAAGCGGUUACUAUCUAAUGCGGGAGUUAAACUAUUUGAAGGAGGGGGAAAGGUUGUUGGUCCAAAUGAAGUUGAGGUGACACAACUAGAUGGUACUAAAUUGAGCUACUCAGCAAAGCACAUAUUGAUUGCAACUGGAAGUAGAGCUCAACGUCCUAAUAUUCCUGGCCAGGAGCUGGCUAUAACCUCUGAUGAGGCAUUGAGUCUAGAAGAGAUGCCCAAGCGUGCUGUUGUUCUUGGUGGAGGGUACAUUGCUGUUGAGUUUGCUUCAAUAUGGCGCGGCAUGGGUGCUACUGUGGACUUAGUUUUCAGAAAGGAACUUCCGUUAAGAGGUUUUGAUGAUGAGAUGAGAGCAGUGGUUGCAAGAAAUCUGGAAGGCAGGGGAAUAAAUUUGCACCCUAGGACGACUUUGACACAGUUGACCAAAACUGAGAAUGGCAUAAUAGCUUUAACUGAUCAUGGAGAAGAAUUAUUGGCAGAUGUUGUACUCUUUGCUACUGGUCGGGCACCCAACUCAAAGAGGUUAAAUUUGGAAGCUGUUGGCGUGGAGCUUGAUAGUGCGGGAGCUAUUAAGGUUGAUGAGUACUCAUGCACCAAUGUACCUAGCAUAUAUGCUAUUGGUGAUGUCACAAACCGAAUGAAUCUUACCCCUGUGGCCUUAAUGGAAGGAACAUGCUUUGCAAAAACUGUUUUUGGUGGGCAACCUAGCAAACCAGACUAUAAGGAUAUACCAUGCGCCGUUUUUAGUAUACCACCUCUUUCUGUGGUAGGCCUCAGUGAAGAGCAGGCAAUAGAACAGGCAAAAGAUGAUAUAUUGGUGUUCACUUCAAGCUUCAAUCCCAUGAAGAAUACUAUCUCUGGACGGCAAGAGAAGACAGUGAUGAAGCUUGUCGUUGAUGCUGCGACUGAUAAAGUACUUGGAGCCUCCAUGUGUGGGCCAGAUGCUCCUGAAGUUAUACAGGGAAUUGCAGUUGCAAUAAAAUCUGGAGCUACAAAGGCUCAGUUUGACAGCACGGUCGGAAUACACCCUUCUGCUGCCGAGGAAUUUGUGACCAUGCGGUCAUUGUCGAGGCGUGUUACUGCCGGUAACAAGCCAAAGACGAAUCUAUAAAAUGUAGGCAAGUAAAAAAAGUUCCAAGUAUGAUUACACUAAGUGAUGCGACAUUCCGGUGUUCAUAUUCCAUAUUUACUAAGGACCAGGCAGAAUAUGAGAAUACUCCUUUCAGUGAUUUUUGCUCUAAUAAAAGCAUGCUUGUUUUUUUAAAUAUUACAUCAGCAGUAGUUUCAGGUUGAAACAAUGUAAAUUUAUUUGUUAGGUGAUAUUCAGCUGUGUUAUCUCCUGUGAGUAUGAACAGAAUACAUUUCAUUUGUGGUGGUGGAAGAGUAGUCCUAAAACGAUUCGCUGGCUCACAAAAUUAUAAACUUUAUUUAAUUAUAUUUUGUAUUGCAUAAUUUAAUUAAUAUAUUAUUUAAAUAAUUUAAGUC
Molecule: messenger RNA, 2090 nt
Organism: Jatropha curcas
Lineage: Eukaryota; Viridiplantae; Streptophyta; Magnoliopsida; Malpighiales; Euphorbiaceae
Product: glutathione-disulfide reductase
Biological process (GO): glutathione metabolic process; cell redox homeostasis; cellular response to oxidative stress
Cellular component (GO): cytosol; mitochondrion
Molecular function (GO): NADP binding; flavin adenine dinucleotide binding; glutathione-disulfide reductase (NADPH) activity
Source: RefSeq, a predicted model, not a curated record